Molecule: messenger RNA, 732 nt
Organism: Salvelinus namaycush (lake trout)
Lineage: Eukaryota; Metazoa; Chordata; Actinopteri; Salmoniformes; Salmonidae
Gene: sox21b
Product: SRY-box transcription factor 21b
Exons: 1
Coding region: 1-732 (243 amino acids)
Biological process (GO): regulation of DNA-templated transcription; anatomical structure morphogenesis; cell differentiation
Molecular function (GO): RNA polymerase II cis-regulatory region sequence-specific DNA binding; DNA-binding transcription factor activity, RNA polymerase II-specific
Source: RefSeq, a predicted model, not a curated record
AUGUCUAAACCAAUGGAUCACGUAAAACGCCCGAUGAAUGCCUUCAUGGUUUGGUCCAGAGCGCAGAGAAGAAAAAUGGCUCAGGAGAACCCAAAAAUGCACAACUCCGAGAUCAGCAAAAGAUUGGGAGCGGAGUGGAAACUUCUCACCGAGUCAGAGAAAAGGCCAUUCAUUGACGAAGCUAAACGACUGAGAGCCAUGCACAUGAAGGAACACCCUGACUAUAAAUACAGACCUAGGCGGAAGCCAAAGACUCUGAUGAAAAAAGACAAGUUUGCCUUCCCAGUGCCCUACAAUCUUGGAGAGCACGACGCGCUUAAAGUUAGCGGUCUAUCUCAUGGAGCACUUCACGAGUCCCUAUUAGGGAACCCAGACAAGGCAGCAGCGGCAGCGGCGGCCGCAGCAGCGAGAGUCUUCUUCAACCCGUCCAUGACCACGAACCCCUAUUCAUUUUUUGACCUCGGGUCGAAGAUGUCAGAGCUUUCCUCUCCAUCGUUUCCUUACCCAUCUCUGGGGUACCCUGGUGGCACGGCUUUCUCUGGAACUGGUAGUGUUGGUGGAACACACACUCACACUCACUCUCAUCCAGCCCCGGGCAACCCAGGCUACAUGAUCCCCUGUAACUGUACGGGCUGGCCCUCUGCGGGUCUUCAGCCACCGCUAGCCUACAUCCUGCUGCCUGGCAUGGGCAAACCUCAACUUGACUACCCUGCAUAUGCAGCGGCAUUAUGA